UUUUUACUUACAAAGUUACGAGUUUCGAGCUACGACCAAAAGUUAUAGUUGUAGCUAUUAAGUAACCGGAGCAACGUCUAAUAUCUUAAGUUCUGGCAACAGCAGUGAGUCAUCGAACUACUGAUUACUAAAAAAAUAUUAGAAUGGAUAAUAAAGCUGUAUACCAACCAAUGGUCACCGACGAACCACAAAAUGAAGUACAAAACUUCAACAUUCAUCCAUUGUCAUCUGAUCAUAUGAAUAUAAGUGUAGCGUUUAAGGAAAUAGUGUCCAAGGAUCCACCCAGGUAUACAAAAUUUCUCGAAGCUGUCAACAAGACAUUUGAAGAAAUUAGUGAUUGUGUUGGUCCAGAAGAGUUUAAAAACAUAAUGGGCGAUAUAUCAUUUUUAAAAAGUAAAAGGAAUGUGACAAAUUUAUUGACUACAUUAAAAUCUCAAAUCAGUAACCUGAUGAGCAAGCAUUUUGAACAAAUUAUUGAGGAAGAAAAUCUAUCUGAAUUGUUUAGUAAAAAAAAUUCAUUAAAUGAGGAAGAAGCAAAAAAAUAUUAUAUAGAUAAUAGUUCUAUGGAAAUAAUAGAAUUAGAAGAGUCUUUGCAUCAACUUGAUUUACAAAUUAUGGGUUUGGAAGAAACUAAUGAAGUAUUGUUCAAUCAAGGAAAGUUUAAUAAACAACGGUUCGAUCAACUAUCAGAAAGGAUAACAAUGUUAAUAGACGAUUGUCAGACUAAAUAUACUGACUGUGUGCAACAAACGGACCUAAUAAGAAAAGAUUUCACCAACAUAUUGAAAGAUCCUUGAAUGAUGAAUAUUAUAUACUAUAUCUUUUGAAUU
Rhopalosiphum maidis (corn leaf aphid) is the source of this 830-nucleotide messenger RNA. RefSeq lists its product as uncharacterized. The record is from RefSeq and is a predicted model, not a curated record. The coding region runs from base 144 to 797 and encodes 217 amino acids. The transcript is spliced from 4 exons. NCBI's taxonomy places the organism in Eukaryota, Metazoa, Arthropoda, Insecta, Hemiptera, Aphididae.